This is a messenger RNA of Zasmidium cellare ATCC 36951, 1653 nucleotides long. RefSeq lists its product as uncharacterized. The record is from RefSeq and is a predicted model, not a curated record. Bases 1 to 1653 code for a protein of 550 amino acids. Gene Ontology annotation, molecular function: transmembrane transporter activity. The transcript has 3 exons. Gene Ontology annotation, cellular component: membrane. Gene Ontology annotation, biological process: transmembrane transport. NCBI's taxonomy places the organism in Eukaryota, Fungi, Ascomycota, Dothideomycetes, Mycosphaerellales, Mycosphaerellaceae.
AUGGACGACAAAGUGCAUUCGCUGGACGGUGAGACAAGAGAUAACAGCCCCGUCCCAAAGGAGUUGGACGUUUCGGUGCAUACUCCCGACACAAGCGACUCAGAACAUAGUGAUGCCGAAUUGAACCCGUUCAAGGACCCCAAGACCCUGGCACACUGGCAGAAGGUAUACGAGAAUGCCUCAUAUGAGUGUCGACACGUCUUGGACCCAGAUCUUGAGUGGACUGCCAAAGAGGAGAGGAGACUCGUCUGGAAACUCGAUUUGCACGUCUGUCUCUGGGCUUGCAUAAUGUUCUUCGCCCUACAAACGGACCGCGGGAAUCUUUCCCAGGCUGUCAGCGACAACAUGCUUCAGGAACUGCAUCUGUCAACGAACGAUUACAACACCGGCAACACCAUCAACUUGGUUGCCUUUCUCUGCGCCGAGUUGCCUUCCCAACUGAUAUCGAAGAAGGUUGGCCCAGAUCGGUGGAUCCCGACGCAAAUGUGCCUGUGGUCUAUCGUUGCGGGUUCACAGGCUGCAAUGACAGGCAAGGCUGGGUUCUACACUACGAGAGUCCUCCUCGGUGUUCUUCAAGGCGGGUUCAUUCCAGACCUGGUGCUCUGGUUAUCGUACUUCUACAAGAGUGGAGAGCUACCUCUUCGACUUUCGUUCUUCUGGACUGCUGAAGAUCUCACGGGUGUGGUUACUUCGCUGCUUGCGUUCGCUCUCUUUCAUCUCGAUGGCGUUGAUGGUCUGUCUGGCUGGCGGUGGUUAUUCUUAAUCGAGGCGUUGAUCACCCUGACGGUCGGCGUUGCGGCCUUCUUUUUGAUGCCUGCUUCUGCCGUUGCGACGAAGACCUGGUUCAGGCCGAAGGGGUGGUUUACUGAUCGAGAGGUUGGGAUUGUUGUCAAUCGGGUCCUCCGGGAUGACCCUACAAAAGGUGACAUGCACAACCGCAUGGCUAUCACGCCAAUGCGUCUCUGGAGGGCUCUGUGCGACUUCGAUAUUUGGCCAAUAUAUGCUAUGGGAUUGAUCGUGUUCAUCCCGAUAGGUCCUCCAACGACAUACCUUACGUUAUCUCUGCGAAGCUUGGGCUUUUCACCCUUCAACACGAACUUGCUUACGAUCCCGUCGACGGUAGCGAGCUGCUUCACACUCAUCGGCUUAACCUGGCUCAGCGAGUGGGUCGGCGAGCGAUCUCUCAUCGCCUCGUUGCAAAAUGUUUGGGUCCUUCCCUGCCUCAUAGCCCUCCGAGUCUGGUCCGGCACAGAGCAAGAUGCCUGGGGCACUUUCGCCCUUAUCACUGUUCUCCUCUCCUAUCCCUACUGCCACGCCAUCCUCGUCGCCUGGGCCUCUCGCAACUCCGGCUCCGUACGAACUCGCUCUGUCUCGGCAGCCGCCUACAACAUGAUGGUCCAGCUUGGAAACAUCGCGAGCUCCAAUAUCUAUCGCUCCAACGACGCUCCCGUCUAUCGCACCGGGAAUACGGUGUUGAUUAUUAUUGAUGUUGUAGCGAUUUUGAUGUUUCCGGGUACGAAGAUGUAUUAUAUUUGGAGGAAUAAGAGGAGGGAAAGGGUUUGGAAUGCGAUGACGGAUGAGGAGAGGAGGGAGCAUUUGGAAGGGUUGGGUGAUUCGGGAAGUAAGAGGUUGGAUUUCAGAUUUGUGCAUUAG